AUAUAUAUUUAGGAUAGUUUUUAAAAUUUUAGCAUUUCAUCCUACCUCCAUCCUCACUCGGAAGUAGCUCCUGCGUCUCUCGUUGGCUUCAGCCCAUCGUUAAGUGAAACUCAGGCGAUCCCAUGGCGGCCGCGCAAAGGAAAAACGAAGCUUCCGUUCUCAUUUCCAAUCUUCUGAAACUGCCACCACUCAAAGCUCUCUCCCGCUUCGAAUCAUCGAUCCGGCAAGGACUGGAUCACACCCACCAAUCUGUUUCCGCGCUAAUCCACCAUCUCCUGAGCUUCAACAGGACCUCCCAAACUCAAUCCCUCAUCCAGCAGCUUCUCGCCGGAAAAAUCACUUCCCCCCAUUUCACGGUCUCUUCUCUUCUUCACUAUCUCAUCGCCCACACUGGGUUCCCCCAUUCUGCUUCCCUCUGCGAAUCCAUCGUCUCUGCUCACGUGCAGGCCCAGUUACCAGAUCAAGCCGUCUUCUUCUUCAGCCAUAUGAAGGCACCCAACUCGAAUGCUCUCAACUGUCUUCUUGAUUUCCUGGUAAAGAGUGGGAAUUAUGUGAAGGCUUUGGGGGUUUUCGAGGACUCGAAGAGGAAGGGCUUGGCCUUGGAUCUGUACAGUUUCGGGAUUGUGAUUAAGGGCUGUUGUGAGGCUGGAGAUUUGAGUAAGGGGUUUGAGGUUUUUGGACAGUGUGUGGCUAUGGGUUUGUGUCCAAAUGUUGUCUUGUACACUACUCUGAUCGACGGGUGUUGUAAAAAUGGAAAUAUAAAACAGGCAAGGGAGUUGUUCGAUAGAAUGCCACAGUUAGGGCUUGUUCCGAAUCAGUUCACUUAUACUGCUCUUAUCAAUGGGUGUUUCAAGAAUGGGGCAAAAAGAUAUGGGUUUGAGCUCUAUGAGAGGAUGAAGCUUGACGGUGCGUACCCAGACAUAUACACAUACAGCUCCAUGAUCAAUCUCCACUGCAAUGAGGGACGAAUAGAUGCCGCUUUUCAACUGUUUGACGAAAUGCGCGAGAGAGGGGUUGUAUGCAAUGUUGUGACGUAUAAUACCUUAACUAGAGGAUUAUGCAGGCAAGCGAGAAUGGCGGAUGCUGAGAGAUUGGUUGCCCAGAUGAAGAGUGAUGGAUUUGCCCCUAAUGUGAUCACUUUUAACAUCCUAAUAGAUGGGUAUUGCAAAUCGGGGAAGAUAGAGAGAGGAUUGAACUUGUUCAAUCAUGUGAAGUCCUGUGGCUUAUCCCCAUCAUUAAUCACAUACAACUCUCUCAUCGCAGGUUUAUCUAAAUCUGAUAAGCCACACAGAGUUCUUGAUUUAGUCCGUGAGAUGGAGGAGAGAGGUGUCUCUCCUUCAAAGGUGACAUACACGAUUCUGAUUGACGCUUUUGCCCGAUCUAACAACAUGGAUAAAGCACUUGAAAUGGUUUCUUUCAUGGAUAAAGCCGGUUUGGUUGCAGAUAUGCACACAUAUGGUGUCUUGCUACGUGGUUGGUGUGAUCAAGGCAAAAUGAAGGAGGCAUCAAAGCUAUUCAAAUCAAUGCAGAUGGAACCCAACAGUGUCAUGUAUAAUACAAUGAUCUAUGGGUACUGCAAAGAGGGAAACUCAUAUCGGGCCUUGAGGCUGCUCAAGGAAAUGGUUGACAAUGGAAUGGUUCCAAAUUCCGCUAGCUAUCACUUGACUAUAGAGGUUCUUUGGAACGAUGGGAAAUGGGCCGAUGCUCAAAUUGUUUUAAACAGCAUGAUAAAAUUUGGUGUGAAGCUUAAGGUUUCCCUAACUGACAUGAUAAGUACAGGCAGAAAGGUUCAUAUGGAUUAAUGCUUUUGGAGGAAUUUUUGCAGUUCUAGCAUGGCAUUGGGGCCAUGUCAAGAAACAUAAAAGCUGACAACAUGAUGCGGAUUUCAGAUCAAGAUGUUAGGUAUGGAGCUAUAAGGGCAAUUUCUGUACAGCUAUCAUGGGAAUACCAGAAAGUCCAAACAAUGAAAUCCCAAAGCAAAAUAUAAGCAAUCACUUGUGAUGGAGCGUGAAUGCGUGAUAUAAUAGAGCAAUCGGUAAAUCUGGUGUUUUAAAGGCCAUUAAUUUUGACAUAUAUGAUAUAUGGCUUCUGAUGUUGCUUUGACAACCUGGGGUCUCUUGGAAACAGUCUCUUUACUCGACAAAACUUUCAACUAAGGUGGUAGAAGUAGAGGGUGUUUGAGAACAACCUUUAAGCUUCAGCUUAUGGAUUAUGAAUUCAAAAGUGCAAAUUUCCAACUUAACAGAGGCUUUAGCAAUGCCAAAUUCGGUUUCUAUUAGUGCUAUAGGUGUGGUU
This is a messenger RNA of Cuscuta campestris, 2295 nucleotides long. NCBI's taxonomy places the organism in Eukaryota, Viridiplantae, Streptophyta, Magnoliopsida, Solanales, Convolvulaceae. The record is from the annotation of a GenBank genome assembly.